AUAAGGAACGAACUAAAAAAAAAACGCAAAUUAAAAUGGACUACCCACCGUCAUAUUCGAUGUGGAAAGUGGACAACAAUCGUCAAGAGUCCAUUCAUUCUGGCCAGUUUAUGGUCAGUCAGUUCGAGGCCGAUGCUCAGGAAGACGAUGACAGUGGAGUCGAUCCGGAAGAGCAGCCACACCAUCAAGAUGUAAAUACGUCAAUGGACGUAUGCUUGCCAACGGUUAACAAUACCGUCAUCGAAAUCGAACUAUCAUUGGCCAAACUAUUCAAGUGCAUGAACUUGGCUUAUCGUCAAAAGCUCACAUCACCCAAAUGGAAUCGAUUCAAAGGCGUUCGGUUACGAUGGAAGGAAAAAAUCCGUCUCAACAAUUUGAUAUGGCGUUGCUGGCACAUGCAAUUUAUGAUGAAAAAGAAAACUUUGGUGUGCCAAUUUGCAUCUCCCUUAGACGUAGACGUACAUAGUAAGCCAGAGACGGUUGUGCUUGAAGGUAAAUAUUGGAAACGACAGUUCGAUGUCAUCAAAGCUGAGUAUAUGAAAUGGCGUAAAUUUUCGCGAGUAAAAGGACCUGGUGGUACAGCCUCUAUUUUAGAUACGACAAGUGAAUUUGACUCAUUAGAUUGGUCACCCGCAACGACUGAUAAUAUAUUGAUGGGAGGAAUUGACGACUUCUUCUGGACGUCUGAUACAUUAUUUUCCGCAAUUAAUAACUCACCCAAUCUGUGCUGGCCGGAUCCAAGAGAGAUCGCGAAAGCAGGUAUUGCCGAUUUCAUUCAACCGAGUCUUGGACCGUUGCAGCCAAAUAUAGACGACUUCAUGAACGGAAUACCUUUCCAAGAGUUACUCAACUCUCAAUUUUCGGAACGCCUACCGUCUGUGCCUGAAGAAGGAGCUGACGAUUUACUUCGGACUGGUGAUUACGAAUUUCCAGCCAUAAUGGGUUCAGAAUCAUUACAUCCGUCUGCACAAACCGCCUCCCUGCCUUUAACACAAAACCAUGCAACCGUACUUAAUCAAUCUGCACUGAGUCCGGUCCAAUAUUCGGCCAAAUUGUACGCUCAACCCAUGAGAAUGGAGCAAAAUCCCAGCGUUCAAAGCAUGUGUCUCAGUAACGACCAGAUGACGCAACAGCAAUCAUCUCAAUUGUCCAUGGCAAUGAAUUCAUAUGGUUCGGCCAGUCAUUCGAUGGAAAACAUUGAUCAUCCGAAAAAGAGACAUCUCAAAGAACGAGCCAUCGGCCGGCGAUCGCAUGACUACAAUAAAGUCCAACCGACGCCACACCAGACCAUCGUUUACAAUCAAGUUAUUUCGCAGCAAAAUAAUAAUGUUCAGCACCAUCAGCAGCAGCAGCAGCAUCACCAACAACAACAAAGUGGUACCGGUUACAACCACAACAAUUACCAGAAUACCCAAAACGUAAUCCAACACAUGAACACGCCGGUCAUACAAACAACCACCAAUUCCUUUGCACUCGAUAAUUCUAUCAACGCAUUGAAUUUGUCCAACAAUAUUCACAUGAACUCGUACCAUCCAGCUGCAGUGCCAGGAAAACAGCAAAACUCAAUGGAUUUGGGAAAUGGUGCCGUUGGUCUGAACAAUCAUUCGUUGAUGUCUCUAUUGUCUAACAGCAAAUCACAAGAUCAUCAAAUGGAAUCGACCGAAUUAUACAAAACGAUGGCCGCAAAUCAUCCGACUGCUUCGUACAAACCAUACCCACCACAAAAGUCAAUGAAAAUGAAUCCUACCUCCAAUUCCGGAUACACUCAAUUGUCGCCAUCGCACUCAGCAGCGUCCACUAACACGGAUGACACCGCUCAAUUAUCAGCCGCGAAAGAUAUGUAUAGAUCAAAGAGUCUGCCACUCAAUGCAACCCUUCCACAGUUACCGCAAAAAGAGAACCCAUUUGUUGUGCCAAAGUACCAAGCCAAGCCUAAUCGAUUCCGGUCGCGCAGCAAUUCAAUGUUAGCGAAACAGCAACUACUUAUUGCUCCAGCAACGAUGCAAUCAGCUACCAGUGAACCGGUACUUAGUUCGUUGGCCCAAUUACUAACCGCAAACACCAACAAUUCAAUGAUGAGCCAACAACCUCCGACAUUCGGAUCGAAUCCGGGCUCGUCCUUUAGUCUGAAAUCCGAGUCAAUUUCCAGCCAAUCACAACAACCAAUGCACCAACAACAACAGCAGCAGCAACAACUCCAUCACCAGCAAUCGAUUACGUCUCAACCCCAAUACUUACCGCAAGCGACGUCUCCUGUUCAUCAGCACACGGGCUUGCCCAUAACACAAAAUAUGUUAACUCAGCUAGCACCAACACAAUCAUCAUCACAAAUCAGUUCGCCCGAAUCAAUUGAACAAGACAUGCCAUCAUCGCCAACACGUCCCGGUUAUAAUAGUAGCAGUAGUAGUCGAUAUCCUCGCGACUCACAACGACGUGUUGGUCACAUACAUGCAGAACAGAAGCGACGCUACAACAUCAAAAAUGGAUUCGACACACUGCACUCGCUGAUACCACAGUUGCAACAGAACACUAACAGUAAGUUGAGCAAAGCUGCCAUGCUACAAAAAGGAGCCGAAUACAUUAAGGUGCUGCGAACUGAACGUUUGUCCAUUGAGGAGAAAAUUGAAAGCCUGAAGAAGGAACGGGAUCAAUUGAACAAUUCGUUGAACCAUUUACAUUCCGUGCUUCCGGCUAAUGGUGCUCCGGUGUCUAGAGAACGAACUGGCCGCGUGAAAGAGAUGUACAACGAUUACGUUCGGUUUCGAACGCAAGAGAGCUGGAAAUUUUGGAUAUUAGGGCUGAUUUUCAAGCCACUGUUCGAGUCAUUCAAUUCAACCGUUUCCGUUGCUAGCAUGGAAGAAUUAUCUCGGACGGCAAUUUUAUGGGUGGACCAACAUUGUUCGUUGAUUGAAAUGAGACCCGCUGUUUCAAAUCAGUUGAGAUAUUUGUCGACAACAACCGACAUUCUCUCAACGCCACCGUCCUCAUUGCAGGACGAAGUUAUGAAAGCGAUUUCGUAACCACCACUGCUAUAUUGAUUGAUUUGUGGCCAUAACAGGAGAACUGGAUUAAUGCGAGUACCGAACAAAGAAUUAGGCAGAAGUUUGUGUAAAUUAUUGGAAAGGAGGGAGCACAGAAUGG
Messenger RNA from Bradysia coprophila, 3141 nucleotides. RefSeq names its product MLX interacting protein mondo (gene Mondo). Gene Ontology annotation, biological process: regulation of transcription by RNA polymerase II. Gene Ontology annotation, cellular component: nucleus. Gene Ontology annotation, molecular function: protein dimerization activity; RNA polymerase II cis-regulatory region sequence-specific DNA binding; DNA-binding transcription factor activity, RNA polymerase II-specific. NCBI's taxonomy places the organism in Eukaryota, Metazoa, Arthropoda, Insecta, Diptera, Sciaridae. The record is from RefSeq and is a predicted model, not a curated record.